UUCACACAUCCCAAACUCUUUUCAGAGUGAGUGAAAUGACGACUUUGUCCCUCGUCCUUUACUCACUAGCUACCGGAAUCUUCAUCUACUUUCUCCUGAACUUACUUUCACUUCUUGACCGCCGCCGUCUUCCGCCGGGACCCAGACCAUGGCCGGUGAUCGGAAACCUACCUCAUCUAGGUCCUAUGCCACACCAUUCUCUAGCAGCCAUGGCUAAGACAUAUGGGCCAUUGAUGCAUCUACGACUCGGUCAGGUUCAUGUGGUGGUGGCGGCGUCAGCUUCUGUAGCAGCACAGUUUCUUAAGAAACACGAUGCAAAUUUCUCGAGCCGGCCACCGAAUUCUGGUGCGAAACAUAUUGCUUAUAAUUAUCAAGAUCUUGUUUUUGCUCCUUAUGGUCCAAGGUGGCGGAUGCUUAGAAAGAUCUGUUCUGUUCAUCUUUUCUCUACUAAAGCUUUGGAUGAUUUCCGACAUGUUCGACAGGAGGAGAUUGCGACACUAACAAAGGUUCUAACAAACGCGGCCGGUCGGACCGAAGUGAAUUUGGGGCAGCUGUUAACCGUUUGCACAACCAACGCCUUAGCUCGUCAGAUGCUCGGAAAACGAGUCUUUAGCGACGGAAGCAACGGCGUUGAUCCGAAAUCCGACGAUUUCAAGGGAAUGGUGGUGGAAUUGAUGGUUCUUGCCGGUGUUUUCAAUAUCGGGGAUUUCAUUCCUGGUCUCGAUUGGCUCGAUCUACAGGGAAUUGCGUCUAAGAUGAAGAAAUUGCACUCGCGUUUUGAUGCGUUUUUAAGCGAGAUCUUGGAGGAACAUAAAACUCAUCUUCAUGGUGGUGCUGAUAAGAACUCUACAGAUUUGCUUAGUACUCUAUUACUACUCAAGGACAGUACCGACGCCGAUGCCGGCGAUGGCGGAAAACUUACCGACACUGAAAUCAAAGCCCUACUUUUGGAUCUAUUCACAGCUGGAACCGAUACAUCGGCGAGCACAACCGAAUGGGCAAUAGCGGAGCUAAUCCGCCAUCCAAAAGUCAUGACCCAACUCCAACUAGAGAUGGAUACGGUUGUGGGCCGAAACAGGCUCGUAAGCGAAGCCGACCUUCCCCAACUCCCAUACCUUCAAGCCGUGAUCAAGGAAGUUUUCCGCAUGCACCCGUCAACUCCACUUUCUCUGCCCCGAAUGGCGGCAGAGGAAUGUGAGAUCGACGGGUACAUCAUUCCGAAGGGCUCAACUCUUUUGAUGAAUGUGUGGGCCAUAUCGCGUGAUCCAAAAUCAUGGGCCGACCCGUUAGAAUUCAAGCCCGAAAGAUUUUUGCCCGGUGGGGAGAAGUCGAAUGCCGAUAUUCGUGGGAAUGAUUUCGAGGUUAUACCGUUUGGUGCGGGUCGGAGGAUAUGUGCGGGUAUGAGUCUCGGGUUAAGGAUGGUUCAGAUUUUGACUGCUAGUUUGGUUCAUGCAUUUGAUUGGGGAUUGCCUAAUGGUUUAUUGGCUGAGAAGCUUAAUAUGGAUGAGGCCUAUGGGCUGACUUUGCAAAGGGCAUCUCCUUUAGUGGUGCAUCCUAAGCCUAGGCUUGAUGCCCAUGUUUAUGGGGCUUUUUAAUUUGGAAUGUUAUUGGUUUUAUUAGGUAUUCUAUCUUGAAAACUGUCAACUAUGUGAUUUGAAUAAUUCACUUUCUCUAUCUUAUAAUAAUGUCAUCAUAUUUUAAGCUU
This is a messenger RNA of Impatiens glandulifera, 1705 nucleotides long. RefSeq names its product flavonoid 3'-monooxygenase-like. The transcript has 4 exons. NCBI's taxonomy places the organism in Eukaryota, Viridiplantae, Streptophyta, Magnoliopsida, Ericales, Balsaminaceae. The coding region runs from base 36 to 1595 and encodes 519 amino acids. The record is from RefSeq and is a predicted model, not a curated record. Gene Ontology annotation, molecular function: monooxygenase activity; heme binding; iron ion binding.